UCGACCCCUAUGAAAGGGUUGAUCAACCCCCAGAGGGGUUGUGACUCACAGGUUGAGAACCACUGAUUGUGUGAGAUUGUAACCAAAUAGCCUGAGAAUGUCAAAAUAGUUAAGUUGGCCUGGGGAUAUAGCUCAGUUGGUAGAGUGUUUGUCUAGCACGUACAAAGUCCUAGGAUCAACCCCAAGCACAUCAUAAACUGGGUGUAAUGCUGCAUGCUAUAAUCCCAGCACUUGGGAGAUGGAGGCAGAAGGAUCAGGAGUUCAAAGCCAGCCUCAACUACAUGGACCGAUCCCAAUCACUGUCACCAUCAAAAGCAGGAGGAAGGGUGACAAGAAAAGGAUUGUGAGACUUAGCAGCAAACAGCUAUAAUUAACUGGAUGCCUCCCAUAUGUAAGGAGAGAUACUGGUGGCAAAUGCCUUGCAUUUGCCAACAUAGAGCUACGUAAUUAAAUUUUGCCUUAAAGUUUCUCUCUAGUAUGACUAUUUUACCUGGUGCAAAAAAUGUUUGAGAAUAAAAGAUCCCUCUUGUUCAUAGUACAGAGAAAUUUAUGGUAAGGCAGAGUUUAAUAGUUCUUCUAGAUUCACGACUGAGGUUUGUUUUCAGGUCACCAUUUUAAAUGCAGAGUGUUUGUUGAUGGAGAAAAGUGAAUUUUUCAGUCUGUAGUGUAGACAGAGAGGACAAGUGCUCUUUUGUUCUCAAGUGCUCUGUCUCCAAGCAUAUUUCCCUCAUUUUCUCUGACUGUGUCUGAGUCUUUGCUAAGGGGACUGCAGCUGGACUGUGGAGUGGAACCCGGUCCAGAAAAAGAAUCGCUAAAGAAUGCAAGUAAACAGGACGGCAGAUGUUAUCCUUAGCCUAUUUCCCUAAACAUAGCUUUUUGGCUACAAAGUAAAAUGCCAUUCUUCCAGCUUCUGCUUAUAUGCAGUGAUGGCUGACAGCAGGGACAAUCUUCCUUUGCUUGGCAAGUUCUCACCAUGUGACUUCACGUGUUUUGUAAGGAAAGAAUGAUCGUGACACACAAAAUCUCUGGGAGAUUGUCUGAGGACAUCCGGCCAUUUCUGGGAGGAAUUUUUUCAACCCACCUAAGUCUUUGAGUUCUGUUUUACCAGCACAGCUCCCCAUGAGGCUCAGAGCUAUCUGACCUAAGAGGCAGUUGGCAUCUUCCUCCUGACAGAAGCCAGAUUUUUCACUGUAUCGACAGCGUUUUCCCAGUCUGCCCCAUGCAUGUCUCAUUUCCAAGGUUCUCUGAAGUGCUGGCUCACUCCAGGCUCCACGAGCCCUUGCUUACUUUCUGCCUCCCCAGCAUCCUCUUCGCUUCCUUUCCUACAGCUUCUUGCACUGUUGUGUGUGUUCCUCCCUUAAAAAAAAAAAAAAAAAAACCUAAUGAAUGUGUUUUGCAGGUUUUGAAAAAACCCCAGUGAUGUUAUCCCAGGAGUCUGUCCAUUCCUUAUCAUUCCUUUCCAUAUCUUUGAGUAUGAUCUCUGUGGUUUAGAAAUCCCGCGUUCCACUGUUGUUAAAGAGAAGUUGCCUUAAACCUUUGCCCUGCAAGCACCAGAAGAGAGCUCAUAAAAAGGAAGACAGCAGCAGAUGCAAUCACGGAUGUGGCUUAGUCCUCGCAGCUGCCCCGGAGAGCUGUUCAGAGUGUACGAGCCUCAAUCAUGAAUCCAGAAGAACGCGUUGUGACAUGGCUUAUAUCUUUGGGAGUUUUAGAGUCUCCCAAAAAGACCAUCUGUGAUCCAGAGGAGUUCUUGAAGUCCUCGCUGAAAAAUGGGGUAGUGUUGUGCAAACUCAUCAACAGACUUCUGCCUGGUUCGGUGGAGAAGUACUGUCUGGAACCCCAAACUGAGGCUGACUGCAUCAACAACAUCAAUGACUUCCUGAAAGGAUGUGCAACCCUUCAAGUGGAAGUAUUUGAGCCUGAUGACCUUUAUUCAGGGAUUAAUUUCUCCAAGGUUCUGAGUACUCUUUUAGCUGUCAACAAAGCAACAGAAGAUCAGCUAUCAGAAAGACCAUGUGGACGGUCCUCUUCUCUUAGCGCUACCAACGGCUCUGCGACGACGCCCCAGGCAGCAGUUCCCAGCACCACUCCAGCACAGCAAAGCCAGGCAAAGGCAGUGGUGGAGAUGACGGAAAAUGGAAGUCAUCAGUUGAUAGUAAAGGCAAGAUUCAACUUCAAGCAGACUAAUGAAGAUGAAUUGUCAGUUUGUAAAGGGGACAUCAUUUAUGUCACUCGAGUUGAAGAAGGAGGAUGGUGGGAAGGCACCCUGAAUGGGAGAACAGGAUGGUUCCCUAGUAAUUAUGUCCGAGAAAUUAAACCAAGUGAGAGACCUCUGUCCCCUAAAGCUGUCAAAGGAUUUGACACUGCUCCGCUUACCAAGAAUUACUAUACUGUGGUGUUACAGAACAUCUUGGACACUGAAAAAGAAUAUGCCAAAGAACUUCAGUCUCUUCUCGUUACUUAUCUAAGACCCUUGCAGUCUAAUAAUAACCUUAGUACUGUGGAGUUUACAUGUUUAUUGGGAAACUUUGAAGAAGUAUGCGCAUUUCAACAGACACUCUGCCAAGCCUUGGAAGAAUGUUCAAAGUUCCCAGAAAACCAGCACAAAGUAGGAGGCUGUCUACUGAACCUCAUGCCUCAUUUUAAAUCAAUGUACCUGGCUUACUGUGCAAAUCAUCCUUCAGCUGUCAACGUGCUCACCCAGCACAGUGAUGAUCUAGAACGAUUCAUGGAAAACCAAGGUGCAUCCAGCCCCGGUAUCCUCAUUUUAACAACAAGCCUCAGCAAACCAUUCAUGCGACUGGAAAAGUAUGUUACUCUUUUGCAAGAGCUGGAGCGACAUAUGGAGGACACUCAUCCGGAUCAUCAGGACAUUCUGAAAGCAAUCAUAGCAUUCAAAACCCUCAUGGGGCAGUGCCAAGAUCUGAGAAAGAGAAAACAACUGGAAUUGCAGAUCCUUUCAGAACCUAUUCAGGCAUGGGAAGGAGAUGAUAUUAAGACCCUGGGAAAUGUCAUCUUUAUGUCACAAGUAAUGGUGCAGUACGGAACCUGUGAGGAAAAAGAAGAACGAUAUUUCAUGCUGUUUUCAAAUGUCUUGAUAAUGUUGUCUGCAAGUCCUCGGAUGAGUGGCUUUAUCUAUCAGGGAAAAAUACCACUAGCAGGGAUGGUGGUGGCUAGAUUAGAUGAAAUUGAAGGGAAUGAGUACGCAUUUGAAAUCACAGGUAAUGUGGUAGAGAGAACUGUGGUCUAUUGCAACAAUAGCCAGGACUUCCAGGAAUGGCUGGAGCAGCUGAACAGACUGACCAGAGGACCAGCCUCUUGCAGUUCAUUAUCUAAGACCUCAUCAUCAUCAUGUAGUGCUCAUUCUUCUUUUAGCUCUACUGGACAGCCCCGAGGACCCUUGGAGCCUCCUCAAAUUAUAAAACCGUGGAGUUUAAGUUGCCUACGACCUGCACCUCCACUUAGACCAUCAGCAGCACUAGGUUAUAAAGAGAGGAUGUCUUAUAUCUUAAAGGAAUCUAGUAAGAGCCCCAAAACAAUGAAGAAGUUUCUUCACAAAAGAAAGACGGAGAGAAAAGCAUCUGAGGAAGAAUACGUGAUUAGGAAAAGUACAGCUGCUCUGGAAGAGGAUGCUCAGAUUCUUAAGGUGAUCGAAGCCUACUGCACCAGUGCCAGUUUUCAACAAGGUACUCGGAAGGAUUCUGUCCCACAAGUUCUACUCCCUGAGGAAGAGAAACUCAUUAUUGAAGAAACCAGAAGCAAUGGGCAGACCAUCAUUGAAGAAAAGAGCCUUGUUGAUACUGUUUAUGCCUUGAAGGAUGAGGUCAAAGAACUGAAGCAGGAGAAUAAGAGAAUGAAGCAAUGCCUGGAAGAAGAAUUGAAGUCGAGGAAGGACCUAGAAAAACUGGUCCGGAAGCUGUUGAAGCAAACAGAUGAGUGCAUUCGAGCUGAAUCCAGCAGCAAGAGCCCAAUUCUCCCAUAACCAUCACUGUGCCGCUGAGCACAAGGCCUUCAGCACGUGUUGAGUUGGCCAGCUGAAUGAUUUGAUUGUGCACUUCAGCUUUUGCUGUGUUGGGAUCUUUCUUUCUCUCUCUCUCUCUCUCUCUCUCUCUCUCUCUCUCCCCUGCCCACUUCUGUACCUCUGUUUGCUUGAGUGUUUGUUACUUGGUUAUCAAUUGAUUGAUAUUUGUCUUAACAGGGGAAACAACCUGGGAUGGUGAUAAAAUGGCCCCAAUAUUUUGCUAUGCCCAACAGCCCUUCACUACCUAAUUCGUUGAAGACAAAGCUUCUCAGGCUACGUCUAGAGUAGGUGAAAAUGAACACCUUUGCCCAGUGAUCCAGCUGCCCUUCCCUGGACUGUCACAUGGCCCUCUCAAUACUUUCAAAAUGAUUUCCCUGUGUUGUCUGUAAAGACCAAGAGCAGUAUAGUAGCCUGCUUCCCUUUGUGCUGAUGUACAUUUAGAGUCAGCUGAGUAGGGACUCCAACUGUCCAUACCAGCACUAAGUCCAUCAGCAAACUGCUUCAGGAAAUCCUCCCCCUCCCCAGCAGCAGGGCAGAGCAGCUAUUCCUAGUGCACUGUAGCUUGACAGCCCAGCCUUCUGCCUCUAGGUAAGUUUUCUACCUCCCCCUCCCCCACGCUUUUAACCAGCCCCAGCAAGUGGUGAGCCAACUAGUGUGGAUGUGCUUUGCUUAUUUUGUCAGUUACUGCGAGCAGUGACUUUUCCUUGAAUAUUCAAACUACAGCCUUUUCAUCUGUGUAAACAACCUGGGGGACAAGAUCCCAUGCCCUAGUAUACACCUUCCAUCCCAACUUAUCAAGCUCUGGUUUGUGCAGUGAGAAAUUAGACUCAUCAUUGGUUUCUUUGGAGUAGGCCUUGAAUAUGAUGAACCAGUUUGUAUAUCCUGAGGGAAAUGGCCCCUCCACUAGCUGUGCUGGUUUCUAGUGAUGCUGAUUGUCUGAAACUAGUUUGCACAAGUUGUUUAUAAUGUCAAAUCAUUGACUUUGUAAGUAGCUGAGAAAUCUGAACUGUGGGAAAACAGAUUUAGAAGAGAGCCUCAGGAGAACACUGUACACCUAAAUUCAACACAAGUCAAAAUGGACCAAGGCUACAGGAUGGAGCAGCACUGCUCUUGCCUACCUCCUCAGAUGGCAGGGCAAUUUGGCCAGAUGGCAAAGUCACUUUAAAGAGAGGUAGAAAACCUAUAAAGUCUUAUAUGUAUAUUUGAUGGGUGCCUGUAACUGCUAUUUCAAAACCAAACUUGGGUCCUAAAAUCUUGUUGAGGUGCCCUUUUGCUCUCUGGUAUGGAAGCUCUCACAGUUUCCAUAAUUUCAUGGUAUAGGGCUAUUGUCUCCUGCUACAUGGAUGACAUUAUAGCACCCACAGAAAAUGGAGCAUUCCUGAAGUCCAACCCCAGACAAUUGCACAAAGCCAUCCUGGCAACUUUAGUGACGGUUUCUAAGAAUGGCUGUCCUGUUUUUAUGAGACAUCUUUCAUGUAAAAAUUUAAAAUAAGAAACAACAGUAGUAACCCAGAUGUUCACAUGUGUCCUGCCUGUGCUUAGUCAAUAGUUUGCAAUAAAUGCAAAUUUUACACUUUAGUGAUUACCAAAUAAUUUAGCUGAUUGCUUAGGACAUCAAAAGGUCUCUAAAAGGAUGUGUAUAUAUAUGCAUGUUUGGGGACUUUGCCCAUCUGAGGAGAGGCCCUUGGUACUUGGGAUAAUGAAACUUGCGCAGUGAGCUGUUCGCGCUUACACACUAAAUAAUAUAAAGGAAAUGAAGCCAUGUUAACCCGACAGCCGUGUCUCCAUAGUUGUGUUGUUUACAAUACUCUAUAAAUGGGUUCCUGUUCCUCUGUAAUUAAACUGCUGCCCUUAGAGGCCUUUCAGUUUCUUCUCUGUCAUGCCCCUUCUUAUAGGAACUCAAAUUUUCUAAACUUGUUUUUAUUUUAAAGACUUUUAAAAUGGACAUUUUCGAUAAACAAGAAUAAACAGUGCUUUAUAAAUAAGA
Molecule: messenger RNA, 6005 nt
Organism: Onychomys torridus (southern grasshopper mouse)
Lineage: Eukaryota; Metazoa; Chordata; Mammalia; Rodentia; Cricetidae
Gene: Arhgef6
Product: Rac/Cdc42 guanine nucleotide exchange factor 6
Exons: 22
Coding region: 1658-3979 (773 amino acids)
Biological process (GO): intracellular signal transduction
Molecular function (GO): guanyl-nucleotide exchange factor activity; protein binding
Source: RefSeq, a predicted model, not a curated record